AUGGACGACGAUACCAAACGAAUUAUUACGAUCAAUCAUGGGCCACAGCAAACCAAAUUCGUUAGUAAUCGUAUAAGCACAAGCAAAUAUUCAAUUUUAUCAUUCUUACCGAAAUUUCUCUUCGAACAAUUCCGAAAAUAUUCAAAUAUAUUUUUUCUUUGUAUUGCUGUUCUACAACAAAUUCCUGGUGUAUCUCCAACGGGAAGAUAUACAACAGCAGUCCCCCUAUCGAUUAUUCUCUGUUGUGCAGCUAUUAAAGAAAUUAUUGAAGAUGUGAAACGACAUUUCCAAGAUGGUGCCGUGAAUAAACGACGAGUUUUGAUUUAUCGGAAUGGCAAUUGGUUGUAUACAACUUGGCAACGAGUGAAAGUUGGUGAUAUCGUCAAAGUUCUUGAUAAUGAAUUCUUUCCAGCUGAUCUUGUUUUACUUUCAUCCGGUGAGCCACAUUCAAUAUGUUACAUUCAAACGUCGAAUCUCGAUGGAGAAACGAAUCUUAAAGUCCGACAGGGUUUACCACAAACUGCACAUAUGAUUUCCAGUGUCCAGUUACGAGAUCUAUUGGGUGUGAUUGAAUGUGAAUUACCCAAUCGAAAUCUUUAUGAUUUUGCUGGCACAUUAAAACUUAAUAAUGUGGCUUUUCCGAUUCCACUCGGUUCUGAUCAAAUACUUUUACGUGGUUCACAAUUGAAGAACACUGCGUGGAUCUAUGGUUUAGUUAUUUACAGUGGACAUGAAACAAAAUUAAUGAUGAAUUCAUCAUCAGUUCCAUUUAAACGUACAAAUGUCGAACAAGUGACAAACAGUCAAAUUUUAUUCUUAUUGGUUUUGUUGCUUAUCCUAUGUUUAUUCAGUACAAUUGCUGGAGAAAUAUGGAAUUAUCGCAAUAAAGCAGCGCAUUGGUAUCUUGGCUUAAUGCGUCUGACAGAUGAUAAAACAGCCAAUUCGAUACCAAAUCAUUUUGGUUAUACAUUCUUGACAUUCUUUAUCUUGUUCAACAAUUUGAUUCCUAUAUCUCUGCAAAUAACAAUUGAUCUUGUUAAAUUUAUUCAAGCAUAUUUUAUCAAUUGGGAUAUAGAUAUGUAUGAUCCAGAAACUGAUACUCCAGCUAGCGCACGAACAUCUAAUUUAAAUGAAGAACUGGGACAAGUGAAAUAUAUUUUUUCCGACAAAACUGGUACACUAACAAAGAAUGUGAUGAUUUUCAAACAGUGUACUAUCAGUGGUAUUAUGUAUGGAUCAGGAAAUGUUGCAGAAUUUAAUAGUUAUGAACUGUUGAAAAACUUAGAGUAUCAUACUAGUAGCAAACAAAUUCGUGAAUUUCUUACGCUUCUGGCGACUUGUCAUACAGUUGUACCUGAAAAUAAAUUGAAUACAGAUUCAUUGAAUGACGUUGCGUAUCAAGCAUCAUCUCCAGAUGAAUAUGCAUUGGUGACAGCAGUGAAAGAAAUGGGAGUGGUAUUCUUUCGUCGUACGCCGGACAGUGUGGUUAUUAGCUUUCGCGGUCAAGAAGAAACAUAUGAGAUAUUGAAUGUUUUGGAAUUCAGCAGCGAGCGAAAACGAAUGAGUGUUAUUGUUCGUUCUCCCAACAAUGAAAUCAAGUUAUAUUGUAAAGGCGCUGAUAGUGUCAUCAUGGAACGACUUGUAGCCGAUGAACCAAAUGUUCCACUUACAACAGAACAUUUAGAAAGUUUUGCUAAAGAUGGUCUUCGAACACUGUGUCUUGCUUAUCGAACAUUGACUGAUGAAGAGUAUAGGGAAUGGCUUGUUCAACAUCGGGAAGCGUCAACAGCAAUUAAUAAUCGAAGCGAAUUAGUUGCUGAGGUAGCAGAAAGAAUUGAGAGAAAUCUGAUUCUGUUGGGUGCAACUGGCAUUGAAGAUAAACUACAGGACCAAGUUCCAGACAGUUUAUCAAUGUUAUUGAAAGCUGGUAUCAAGAUUUGGGUAUUGACGGGUGAUAAAAAGGAAACAGCCGUUAAUAUUGGUUAUUCAUGCAAACUUCUAUCGGAUCAAUUGUUGAAUUUAACUUUGGAUGAAGCAACCCUUGAUGAUACGCAACGUCAAUUACGUGAACACUGUCAAACAUUUGGUGACUCAUUACGAAAAGAAAAUCUUGCUUCACUUAUUAUUGAAGGCAAAACACUUAAAUACGCAUUAUCACCAUCCUGUCGACAAGAUUUUCUCGACUUAGCAAUAUCCUGCAAAACAGUUAUUUGUUGCCGUGUCAGUCCGAAACAAAAGGCUGAAGUUGUUGAAUUAGUUAAACAAUCAACAAAUGAAAUAACUUUAGCAGUUGGUGAUGGUGCCAAUGAUGUUGGAAUGAUUCAAACCGCACACGUUGGUGUAGGAAUUAUGGGCCGAGAAGGUGUUCAAGCUGCAUGCGCAUCGGACUAUACUAUUGGACAAUUUCGAUUUCUAACGAAACUAUUAUUUGUUCAUGGUGUUUGGAGUUACCGACGUUUAUGCAAAGUACUACUUUAUUCCUUCUACAAAAACAUCUGUCUCUACGUCAUGGAACUUUGGUUUGCAUUUCAUAAUGGUUUUUCUGGACAAAUUCUCUUUGAACGAUGGACAAUUGCAAUUUAUAAUGUUUUAUUUACUGCAGCGCCACCAAUGGCCUUGGGAUUACUAGAUCGAUGUUGUAGUGCAGAGACAAUGAUGAGAUUUCCGGCCAUUUAUAAGAUGUCUCAAAAUCGAUCAGACUUCAAUAUUAAAGUUUUCUGGAGUUGGUGUCUGAACGCUGUUUAUCAUUCAAUUAUUCUCUACUUCAUGUCCUACGCUAUGCUUCGACAUGAUGUUGCUCAUCCUAAUGGAAUUGUUUUCGGAAGUCAUCUAUUUCUGGGCAAUUGCGUUUACACUUAUGUUAUCUUUGUCGUUUGUCUCAAAGCUGGAUUGGAAAGUGAUUCAUGGACAAUGCUUACACAUAUUGCUAUUUGGGGAAGUAUUGCUUCGUGGUUUGUGUUCUUCAUUAUCUACAGUAAUUUCUGGCCAACAAUUCCAUUGGCCCCGGAAAUGCGUGGUAUGGCAAAGUACGUUUUCUCAAGCAUGUAUUUUUGGUUCGGUUUAAUCUUGAUUCCAAUAACUGCAUUAUUGGCUGAUUUUAUCUAUAAUUGUUUGCAACGAACACUUUACAAAACUUUGAUGCAAGAAGUGCAAGAAAAAGAAGUUGCAAAUCAGGAUCCGUAUGAUUUAGUCAUGGCUCGACAAACGUCAACCGUGUCGCGUGUUGCAGAACGACUCGCUUUAUUAAAAAGCGUUUUUGUUCGAACGCGAACACCGAAAAUGUCCGGAAUUAUUCCUGGACCUUAUCAUGGUUUUGCUUUUUCGCAAGAAGAAGACGGUGUUGUACCACAAAAUCAGCUCAUCCGAACCUGCGACACAAAUAUUCAGAAGCCCCCGGGUCUAUAA
Molecule: messenger RNA, 3405 nt
Organism: Adineta ricciae
Lineage: Eukaryota; Metazoa; Rotifera; Eurotatoria; Adinetida; Adinetidae
Source: the annotation of a GenBank genome assembly